Messenger RNA from Parascedosporium putredinis, 375 nucleotides. NCBI's taxonomy places the organism in Eukaryota, Fungi, Ascomycota, Sordariomycetes, Microascales, Microascaceae. The record is from the annotation of a GenBank genome assembly.
AUGCGCUUACUACUCAUCAUCAAACUGAUACUACACGCGCUCGCCGCCGUUGCAGCACUCCUCAGCUGCAUUGGUUUCGGUGUCGCUACUACAAAAUUCGCCAGCUGGAUCAUCAUCUUCGCCCUCCUCGACAUCGGUCUCAGGUGGCGAUCGCGCAAAGAAGACCGGCCCUCGGACUCUGGGUUGACGGGGUGUCUGAUAUUUCUCCACAUCAUCACCAUUGCCGCCGCCAUCGGCGGUUUCGCCCUGAGCCUCUUCAUCGGCUUCCGCUACGAGUCGGGCACCGAAAGGGACGACGGGACGAUACGCACAACGGACCAGUUCAAUACCGUGUGGAUUUUUAUAGGACGCUAUUCGAUCCUUACAGCGGGGUGA